This is a messenger RNA of Dromiciops gliroides (monito del monte), 3364 nucleotides long. RefSeq names its product probable E3 ubiquitin-protein ligase HERC6. Gene Ontology annotation, molecular function: ubiquitin protein ligase activity. Gene Ontology annotation, biological process: ubiquitin-dependent protein catabolic process; protein ubiquitination. The record is from RefSeq and is a predicted model, not a curated record. The transcript is spliced from 23 exons. NCBI's taxonomy places the organism in Eukaryota, Metazoa, Chordata, Mammalia, Microbiotheria, Microbiotheriidae. The coding region runs from base 1 to 3108 and encodes 1035 amino acids.
AUGCACUACUGCUGGGGCGACAACUCCUUCAGGCAGCUGGGGAUCAAGGCCAGGCGCAGGGCCAAGAAUGCGGGGGUGAGAUGCCGGGCGGUAGACAGCCCAGGCGGCGAGCCCUUACUGCAAGCUGCUUGCGGGGAGCGCCACUCGCUGCUUCUGCUGUCGGACGGCACCGUCUGGUCCUGCGGUGACAACAGCUGCGGGCAGCUGGGCAGGAAGAUCAUCCAGGACUGUAAGAAGCCAGCACCAAUUCAGGCACUGGAAACUCAGAUAAUUGUUUCUGUCAGCUGUGGAAAAGAGCACUCCUUGGCUGUUUGCAAAAGAGGAAGAGUCUUCUCAUGGGGAUCUGGUUCUGAAGGGCAGCUGGGCAUCGGAGAAUUUAAGGAACAAAGUUUUAUACCAAAGCAAAUUGGGGAUCUUUCUAAGGUCAAAAUAAUACAAGUCUCUUGUGGACAUUAUCACUCCGUAGCAUUGGCACAAGAUGGCAAAGUCUUUUCAUGGGGAAAGAACAGUCAUGGACAACUAGGCCUGGGGCAAAACAUCCCCUCCCAAGCCAGCCCCCAGCAGGUGACCAGUCUCAACGACAUUCCUCUGGCUCAGGUUGCAGCGGGAGGGGCUCACAGCUUUGCCCUCUCUCUCUCUGGUACUUCAUAUGGCUGGGGAAGCAACAGUGCAGGCCAAUUGGCCCUCAGUGGCAAGAAUGCAUCAGUACAACAAAGCUACAAACCUCAUUCCAUUGGUGAACUAAAGCACCUUAAUGUGACUUACAUCAGCUGUGGGGAUGAACAUACAGCUGUUCUUACCCAGGAAGGUAAAGUAUUCACAUUUGGAAGCAAUACCUCUGGACAGCUGGGACAUGAACUGGUUUCUGAGAAGAGGAGUCCCCAGCUUGUGGAAUCAGCUCAUGUCUUUUCUCAAAUAGCCUGUGGAAGUCAUCACACUCUUGCAUAUGCCUGUACCACUGGCGAGGUGAUAUCUUUUGGUUGUGGAUCUCAAAGACCCCCAAACAGCUCUUCACAACCAGAUGAUCUGGAACAGAACUUCAGUAUUAGUGACCUGAUUUCUUCUUGUGACUUUAGAGGUGUUCAAGUGAAGGAAAUUUUUGCUGGAGCAAAUGCCAAUUUUGUGACCACUAUCCAGUUAGAGGAUGUUAGUUCUUCAUGUGCUACUGGAAGAAGACUACAGCAAAUCAGCCAGAUUAACCAAACCCUGAUUGAGAAAUGGACCACAGUGGAAAUUGGAAGUGAAGAAUAUGAGGAGUCAAAAAGGGAAAUUUGUGAUAUAUUUUCAUAUCCUGCUUGUCUGACUGGCAGUUUUUUGAAGAAAAGAACUGAUAAUACUUCUUCUAUUGAUGUUGAUCUACAAAUGGCAAGAGAUGUCUUUGAGAAAUUAACUCAGAAGGACUGGAUUAGAAACACGAUAACUGCAUGUCUCAGAAAUUAUCUGCUUAAAGCACUCCCAUUGGAUUCUCCACACCAAGAUGCUUUAUCAAUUUUCCUCCUACUCCCAGAGUAUCCUGUAAUGCACAGACCUGAGAACUGCAUAUCUCUAGUGGUGCCACUUGCAGAAGCUUUUUGUCAAAUGAGUGACCGGUCUUCCCAAGUCCUGGAGAAAUGUUGGGCAUCAUUGGAGGAAUCUUCUUUCAAGUCGUUGAUUGAGAUGGUCAAAAAAAUGAUCAACUUUCAAAUGAUGUCUUGGUCUGGUAGUUCCCAAGACCAUCAUAACAUGAAAACUCUCCUUGGAAUGCUGAAAAUGCUUCACAGGGGAAACAAGAAGGCUAAAUAUAAAGUUCCAGAGAGUACAUUCCAUAUCAGUGGACUCUUCUCUUUGUUGGAUAUAAGAAAAGAACUAGAAAGAUGGAAGUCUUCCAAAAAGCAUUCUGAGUCUUCAAAUAAAGCCAACGAUCCUGUCAUAUUUAUUAACUUUCCUUUUGUCUUUGAUCUGCUCUCCAAAAUAAAAAUACUGGAAAUAAGUUUAUGUUUAAAUAAGGCGGAACAAUUUUUGGCAAGCCCAUUUCAUCCUUGUAGAAACUGUGAGCUAAACCAAAGAAGUAAAUUAUCCCUGUUACCUCAUCUUUGUCUCACAGUCAGUCGGAGUCACCUGAUUGAGGAUGCCCUUCAUCAGUUAAACCAAGUUGUGGACAACGCCCUUAAGAAGGAAUUAUUGGUCUCAUUUGUUGAUGAAAUUAAUCAUCAUGUUGGAGGGGUCAGGAAAGAAUUUUUCCAUUAUGUAUUUAAGGAGAUGACCUGCCCAGAAUAUGGAAUGUUUAUGUAUCCUGAAACAUCUUCCCUAAUGUGGUUUCCUACCUGUCCUAAAUUUAAAAAGAAAAAGUAUUUUCUCUUUGGAAUACUGUGCGGCCUCUCCAUAACCCAUAGCAAUGUUGCUAAUAUUCCUUUUCCACUAGCUCUCUUUAAGAAACUUUUGGAUCAAAAACCCUCACUGGAAGAUUUACAAGAGCUGAGUCCUGAAUUUGGCAAAAACCUGAAGUUACUUCUGGAUGAAAAUGCCAAUAACAUAGAAGAAAUAUUUUACAUGCAUUUUUCUAUAUACUGGGAUGAAAAAGAUAUAGACCUAAUUCCAAAUGGAAGUUCCAUUUUGGUGAACAAAGCCAACAAGAAAGAUUUUGUUUCCAGAUGUAUUGAUUACAUCUUUAAUACAUCUGUGGAGAAGAUUUAUGAGGCAUUCCAAAAGGGAUUUUACAAAGUCUGUACAAAAGAGAUACUCAAAAUUUUCCAUCCUGAGGAACUUAAGGUAGUGCUAACUGGAAACCCAGAUUAUGACUGGAAAACAUUUGAACAGAAUUCACAGUAUUCCCAAGGAUAUCACAGCUUACAUCGUACCAUUGUGAUGUUCUGGAAGGCUUUCCAUAAAUUGUCUGAGGAGGAAAAGAAAGGAUUCCUCUUGUUUCUUACAGGAAGUGACAGAUUUCAAGCACAAGGAGUAGAGAAUUUGGGAAUAAAUUUUUCCCACCUUGACUAUUUAAGUGAAACAGAUCUUCCAGAGGCGCAGACCUGUUAUAAUAUCCUGUACCUCCCACAAUAUUCUACAAUGAAAAGGAUGAAAGAAGCCCUUCAAAUAGUCAUCAAAAACAACAAAGGAUUUACCAAUUAGUCAUCAAUCAAACAUUUGCAAAAAGAAAAAGGACAUUGGGAUGUAAAAUUACCAUGCUACUAAUUCAAUAUAUUAAUGACUUUUUAAAAAGUGAAAUUAUCUUAUACCAUAUGCCAGAAUAAUGGUAUCUAUUGAUGUGGUAUCAUAGUAUCAAAAUGGGUACACGAUUUAGACAUAAAGGUAAUACCAUAGGCAAAUUAGGAGAGGAAAGAAUAGUUUACUUGUCAGGUCUAUGGAGAGGGGAAGAAUUUAUGAC